Eurytemora carolleeae is the source of this 852-nucleotide messenger RNA. RefSeq names its product peptidyl-prolyl cis-trans isomerase B. Bases 237 to 818 code for a protein of 193 amino acids. Gene Ontology annotation, biological process: protein peptidyl-prolyl isomerization. Lineage: Eukaryota; Metazoa; Arthropoda; Copepoda; Calanoida; Temoridae. The record is from RefSeq and is a predicted model, not a curated record. Gene Ontology annotation, molecular function: peptidyl-prolyl cis-trans isomerase activity. The transcript has 10 exons. Gene Ontology annotation, cellular component: intracellular membrane-bounded organelle.
UUUAAAGUCAACAACUUUAUGGUUAGGGGAAACCCUCUGUAUCUUGGCUUUCUAAAAUUCAUGAAAUGUUUAGAUUGAUAUACAAAGUUGCAAAGAUCAGCACAUUUUAUUAGUUUUGAACUACAUCUUGCCAUGAUUAAACAGUUAAUUUACACCAGCCACCAGUUCAAAACUUUACCAGUUUGAAUUAAAAGUUUUAAUGCAUUGUAGGUUUAAACUCUACCUAAUUAGGAUUUAUGUUUAGAAUAAAAAUGGCAAAACUGAAAGUAACAAAGGAGGUUUAUAUGUGUGUGAGUAUAGGAGGGGAGGAGGCUGGAAGAAUAAAUAUCGGAUUAUUUGGUAAAAUUGUUCCUGAAACUACGGAAAAUUUUGCACAACUAGCCUGCAAACCGAAGGGAGAAGGAUAUUCUCAAUCUUGCUUUCACAGAAUUCAGAAAAAUUUUAUGAUUCAGGGAGGAGACUUUACAAACGGUGACGGCACUGGUGGUUAUUCUAUUUAUGGAGAUACUUUUGAGGAUGAAAACUUUAAGAUUGAACAUUUUGGAGUCGGAGCGGUAUCAAUGGCAAACAAUGGAGAAAAUACAAAUGGUUCACAGUUCUUUAUUCUUACUUGUAGAGAUUCCAGAGAUAGAGACUUUCUGGAUGGUCAGCAUGUAGUUUUUGGAAAGGUGUUAACGGGUAUGGAUAUAGUUUGGAGAAUAAAUGAUCUAGAAACUGGCAAGAAUGACAGACCUAAGAUGGAAGUACUAAUAACAUCCUGUGGAGUAACAGAACUGGAUAAACCAUAUGAUGUUCCGAAGAGAGAUUCAGAAUUGUAAACAUUUCCUGGAAAUAAAAAUAUAUAUAUAUAUA